Pocillopora meandrina is the source of this 37014-nucleotide messenger RNA. The record is from the annotation of a GenBank genome assembly. Lineage: Eukaryota; Metazoa; Cnidaria; Anthozoa; Scleractinia; Pocilloporidae.
AUGUCUGUCUCUGAUAACGAUUCAGAUGUCAGCGAAGACGGAAUUUCGAUGAAGAUCGACUCGAAAGGGAGCAAAGAUUGCAACGUAAGUAAUAAAAUGAGACACACAUCAGUAGCUAAAUGUUACAUGAGGUCUCAGUGUUUUCAAUAUUAAACAUUCAUUUAAGUACAGAAACCCAUCGCUUGUCCUUUAAUAGAGAUAUUUUAAGGCAUAGUCAAUUACUUCUGUUAAUCUUACUUCAUCGGGAAUUAUGAUUGACUGAAAAGCACACUUCAUAUCCCAAGACUAACUUCCAAUCAUAUCGUACUUCAAUUUCAUGAGGUAAACCAUUCAAAUAUCGUUAUAAUGUGGUAGGCUAAGUUCUCCAGUCAACGUUUUAUGUACCCAUUACGUAAGUGAGUUUUCUUUGGCUAGGUGUCAAAGGGACGAAUUUACUUGUGUGAAAUAAAAUCCAGCAAACCUGUUGAGCCUUUGUCUAGACAGUUAAUUUUGGGGGUGUGUUGGAGGUGUGGUAUUGUGCAAUAAUGUUAAUUGUGUACAAAGUACGGCUGGAACUUUUUUCAAUUUUUUCUGAUUACUUUAAUGUUUGCUUAAUCCCAUAUUUCUAAUUUAUAUAAAACUUGAAAUAAUAUAUUGUUUACAUGCUAUUCCCUGUUAUUUGUAUUUGGAUUAAUUUUUCCAGGAGAUUUUCUCAAUUGUUGUGUUUGAAAUAACACUAAGUAAAUUGCUCUAAAGAAAUGAGGCAUUUUCAUAUUGAAGUCUUAUAAAAAAAUUUCUCAAUGGCAUAUAAUGUUCAAAGUUUAUGCUUUAAGUGAUAAUUCUUUAUUUUAUUUAUUGUACUUGUAUUUAUUUACCUAAUUGUGUGCAUAUCUGAGUUGGUAGUAUUAAUAUUAAGCCCAGAGAAAUAAACCAACUCCUAAAAGAAGUGGAUAAAACACACUUGAAAACCAAACAAAAAUUUAGAAAGAAUGUUGUAGAUUAUGUUACAUAGUAGUGGCUAAUAUUAUAGUAUAGUGACUAUCAGUAAUAGAGUCUGGCUCUAAUUUUGUCUCAACAGACAUUUGCAACACCUGCGGAAUUUGUCAAGCGUUGUGGUGGCUCAAGAGUUAUAGAAAAGGUCCUGAUAGCCAAUAACGGCAUUGCAGCUGUGAAAUGUAUGAGGUCUUGUAGACGCUGGGCUUAUGAACUGUUUGGUAAUGAGAAAGCUAUACGUUUUGUUGCAAUGGUCACCCCAGAAGAUCUACGGGUGAGCAGCUUUGAAAAUUCUACUGUUCUUAACUCUUUAUAUUCUUGAUGAUAUGGUUUUUAAGUGAACUGGUAAUCUGCCUCGUUUCUCACAAAAAUAUCACAGUAUAUCUCCCAUUUAUUUCCACCAGAUAUAAAAUUGUGUUCAGAAUGUUAUAGUGCCUACUCAAUUUGCUAUAAAAAAAGAUGACCAUGCAUUUAGAUUAGUUGGAUGUUCAUGUUUUAAAGUUGAUCUGAAUGUUUGAAGUUAAUCUUUUUUAUUCGUGGGGACAUAUAACUCAUUAUUAAGAAAAUCAAGAAUUUACUUUGAAGUACAAAUGACUUUCAGGCUAAUGCAGAGUACAUCAAGAUGGCUGAUCAGUAUGUACCAGUACCUGGUGGAACAAACAAUCACAACUAUGCUAAUGUUGAACUGAUUCUGGAUAUUGCAAAGAGAAUUCCUGUGCAGGUUUGUUCUUUUCACCUGAAGCUGCUAUGUACCUGUACCUAAAAUUUUAGUAUGCCUUAGGCAAUGCCAUAUUUUACUAUACUAUGCCUGUUGGACAAAGAAUAUGAUCAAUUGUGGAGUCAAAAUAUUUGCCAGUUAUGGUUACUUUCCCACUCACUGCAAUUUAAAUAAAUAAUGUUACUGAUUUUGAUGUUCCUUAACAAAAGAUUCAAAGUUUGCAUUACUUGUUGAACAUCUCUAGAGUCAAUAUCUCACCCACUGAUUUGAUCUGUUUCUUUAACAAAAGAUUCAAAAUCUGCAUUAUUUGUUGAAAAUCUCCAGUAUCAACAUCUCACCCACUGAGAUUAUCUGUUGAUUCAAACUUCAGAGUCAAAUUGUUUUUCAAUCAACAAGGAUGAAAGUAAAAUAAUCUUUGUUUCCUUGUGGUAAACAUAUUUAUAGCACUGAAAUGUGACUACUGUGAAGCACUUGAGCCUAGUUUUAAUGAAAGACAAACAAAUGCCUGAAAGAUAAACCAGAAGCAGCAGGAAAUGCCAUUGCCCCCACCUCCAAAAUGAGACUGCAAAGUUUUGUUAAUUUUCCAGGCAGUUUGGGCUGGAUGGGGUCAUGCCUCUGAAAAUCCAAAACUACCCGACCUUCUUUCAAAGCAUGGAAUCACUUUUAUUGGUAAGUAUACUUUUCUUUGCCUAUACAUAUGGAAGCAGUCUUGUAUCAGCAAAUGUGUGUUGUCAUGCCCUGGUGUAAAUUGACAGUGCACUAACAGGAUUGUAGAUAAGAGUCAGCAGCCAGCAAAGUUUCGCUGGCUACUUUCAUUGCUUCAAAAGCCCAUACAGAGAUGAUGUUUAUCAGGUCUAAACUUGGGCUCAAUAAAAAUAUAAAUUUACACUGCCUAUCUUUUCUGAAAACAUAAAAAGACUUCUGACUCAAGGUUAGUUUAAAAAUGCUCUGAUGGGGACUGUCUUUUUGACAAAUCUUGCUGUGGUGGCAGGGAAAGUGUGAACAAUAUGACAUUUUGUCCGCCAUAUUGGAUUUUGAUACCCACAACUGUUUACCUUUAAAAAAGCUCCGGCUGCUCAAAACCUUAAAGAAAACCCUGACUAAUCAGUAUGCAUUAUUCAUGAAGGAUUGCCUUUUUCUUUGUAAAUAAAGUGAACCUCUGAUAAAUUCCUUAUUCAGGCCCUCCAGCUUCAGCCAUGUGGGCUCUUGGUGACAAAAUUGCAUCAACCAUAGUUGCUCAGACAGUUGGUGUACCUACUCUACCUUGGAGCGGAACAGGUGGUUAAUUGUUUGACUGCUCUAACUGUGUCUCUCGACUGAAAUUUCUCUUGAUAAUUCUUGGAAUAUAUGGUGAUAUUCCUCAAUUUUCAAACUUUGUCUGAUUUGAUGCAAGUCUUAAGUGAAUACUUGGAGCAGUGUUAGGUAGUGUUUUUUUGUUAACUUAAGAAAAGAAAAAAUCACCCGUUCAAGAGAACACCGUAUUUAGGUUUAUGAUAAAUGUAUCAUUACAUACAUUUAUAUAAAAUUUACACAGAAUGAUAAUGUUUGGCCUUGGAUACCAUAUCACUUUUUAAACACUCAGAUUUUCUCAAGCCUUCCUUUGACUGGAAAAUUGUUUUUUUCUACAGUCACUGUCCAGAAAAAUGUCUAGGCAUGCUCUCAUCCCAAAUAAAGAAUACUUCUGACAUCAUUUUAUGUUGAGUUGUUUUUCAUUUACUAAAUGUACUCUGUUUUAGGUCUUAAACUUGACAAGUCAUCUAAAGACUUUGUUGAUGGAAAAGUUGUAGGAGUCUCACAUGACUUGUACAUGAAAGGCUGUGUGCAGGAUGUCAGUCAGGGAAUCAAAUAUGCUAGAGAUAUUGGUUACCCUGUGAUGAUCAAAGCCUCUGAAGGUGGGGGUGGUAAAGGAAUCCGCAAAGCCUCAAGUGACGAUGAGUUUACAAACUUCUUUAGACAGGUACAGUGUAUGUGUUCACUAUGCCCUUUAAUAGAGAAGCUUAUGUUAUUUUCCAAUGGCAGUUUUGAAAUAUAAUUGUAUAAAACCCUGAUUGAUCAAACCACAAUGAAAUAACUAUUUGUACUUGUUUUGAAACCUGAAAAAGCAUAAUACAUAAUUAUAACAAUAAUGUUAAAUGGUAUUUACUUGCAUCAUGGAUGAAUUUAGGUUAUGUGUGUUAUUAUAAUUACAGGAUCAAUUAAAUUAUGAAAAAUGAUAAUACUUUUCUCUAAUUUUUUUCCCAGGUUCAAACUGAAGUACCUGGUUCUCCUGUGUUUGUUAUGAAGCUUGCAAAAAAGUAAGUAUUAGUAUUAAAUAAUUAAUACAUCCUAUAUGAAUGAAAGUACCAGUUAUAUGACUUACUCAGGAUGAACUAUUUUUCUUGUACUGUGAUAAAAAUCUUUGUAAAAUACUAUUUUAGUGCCAGGCACUUAGAGGUCCAGCUAUUGGCUGAUGAGCAUGGCAAUGCAAUGUCCAUUUUUGGACGAGAUUGUUCAGUGCAACGAAGACAUCAAAAGAUAAUAGAAGAAGCGCCUGCAGCUAUUGCUAAACCUGAUGUUUUCAGAAAGAUGGAAGAGGUAUUAUUGAAAGACUUGAUUUGUGUACCAAUAAGAUUGAAACAAGCUUAACAUUAUAAAGAGAUAACUAAAAGACAGUGUUUUAAUGCAAAUACAAGCUGUGAAUGUUUCUAAUUUACUGUGCAUCAAAUUAUUAUACCAGCUGGCCUGAAUUCAAAGAAAAUCUACUUAAAAAAGUUUUCAUUGGCUUUUUCCUAAAUUUGACUGGAUUGGUAGUGUGUCAGGCAUAUCAUUAGUUUUCUUUAAAAACCUAAAAUACAUUGCUACUGGGGUAAGGGCUGGUACAGUCCAUUUUCACAAAACUGAAUCUGUAGGUAUUUUUCUGCCAAAUUGUAGUUUUAAGUAAAGAUUACUAGUAAGUGGUACUCAUUAUUUAGGUUUAAAUGAGCCCUGAUUUUCUAUGUUAUCAGAAUGCUGUUAAGCUUGGUCGUCUUGUGGGUUAUGUCAGUGCUGGAACAGUCGAAUAUCUCUACCAUCCUGAGGAUCACACUUUUCAUUUUCUGGAACUGAACCCUCGGUUACAGGUACAUGUAGUUCAAAGUCAAGACUAAUCGUAUAUUGACUGGCAUCCUUAUGAUAUAAUUUGCCCGCCUCUGCAAAACUGAAAUCAGAGGAUUCAUUUGAAAUAUGGUUCUGUAUCAUAACCAAAUGAUGGGGUAUUUCAUUACAUUUUCACUAUUGUCUUUUUUUUCAGGUUGAACAUCCCUGCACUGAAAUGGUUUCUGACAUAAACCUUCCUGCAGCCCAGCUUCAGGUACACCCAACAACUAUUAGUCCAAGUUAUGUAAUUUUCCUCACUGAGCAGGUUUGAUUUUUGGGUUGAGGCUGUGCAAUUUUUCAGCAGACCAGUAAACCAGGCAUAUGUUUGGCUUGACAAUAAAAAUUUUCACUUUUAAUACAGUAUAACCAAAAACAAUAUUAAAUGAAGAAGAAAAGAAAAGAAACAAAUAAUUUAAAGACAAAAAAACAAAAUGAUACAGCCCCCACAAAAUGGGCUGCAAUGGAAUUUCAGUGGUGUUUACAUCACUUACAUGUACAUGUAUAUAAGUUUGUCAGUGGUAAGGGGCACAUAGGAAUGUCUAUCUUUAGUUAAUGAUCAUACAAAAUGUGAAUCCUGCAAAACAAAUGGCAUCAUAAUAACUUGUUGAGGAAGGUAAAGUAGAAAUAAUUUCUGCAGUAGUUCCCCAUGUACUUUUUGUUCUGUCUUGCAGGUGGCAAUGGGGAUUCCUCUGUAUAACAUUAAGGAUGUCAGGACAAUGUACGGUUUGGAUCCCUUUGGAAAGGAGCCCAUAGACUUUGACAAGUAAGCUGUUCGAAUGUUCUGAAUUCUGUUCAAAUAAUUAUUAUCAUAAUGAUAAAAUAAGUGGCAACUGAUUUUCACUGGGGGAGCUUUUUUGACAUUGCUGAUCCCUGCAGCAUCAAGGAUUCUGGUCACAUUGACAACUUGUAUCGUGUUUUAUGGCUUCAGCUUGCCAAUAAGUUUUUUUUUAAGAUCAUGGUGGAGCAUCACACUGCAAAAUCUAAGAUUCUUUGGUUUGAUCACUACACACAGAUGUUUUUCCUUGAUUAACUUUUUCUUCAGUAUUGACAAAUAUAAUUAUGUAAACUAUAUAUUAGACUAUAUACAACACAAUGGAAAAUGGAUUUGACUCAUUAAUUAAAUAAAAUUAUUUGAAAUCCUUUUCCAGGCCGCAGAACCCUCCUAAACCAAGGGGACAUGUUAUUGCAACUCGAAUUACCUCUGAGAAUCCAGAUGAGGUAACUUAGUAAUAUUGACUUCUACAAGUAAUCCAAAUAAUACACACUGACAAUUGCUUUUUGUAACACAGCCAAUUUCCUCAACCCUAAUGCCAGAUGUUUAAGAAUUGCAGCUCUCUAUAGCCUAGUCUCAACAUUUAUUAUUAUGUCUUAAUAGAAUUAUGAGUCGACAAUAAGGUUUACAUUAACUUGAAUGGAGCUUUCAAAUAAUCCCUCUGGUUGGCUAAAAACUAAAUUAUGCAGGGAUACACGAAAUGAAAAACUGUUCAAUAGUUGUGGGUCUUAGUAUAUUUGUAACAAACGCUGAUGUCGAACUUUCUAUCAGUAAGGUAUUCUGACCAUUUCCUUAAUGUUUGCAGGGAUUUAAACCAAGUAGUGGCACAGUAACAGAGUUGACAUUUCGCAGUAUGAAAAAUGUUUGGGGGUACUUCAGUGUAGGAGCUGAUGGUGGCCUGCAUGAAUUUGCAGACUCUCAGUUUGGGCAUUGCUUUGCUUGGGGAGAGGACAGAGAUGCAGCAAGGAGGUGAGGAAGUUCAUUCAUGUCAUUGUUGCGAAUUAAAGAAGACAUUUAGUAAUAAAUAUAUAAAAAACCACUUAAAAUAGAAGCUUUCUGUAUAUGUCUGUUAAUAUGUAACUGUCUAUUGGAAAAAUGCUAUGGAGAAUACAGUCUGUAAUGGCCCAUAUGGCAAAAAUCGGCAAAACCCCAGCAUCAGCCCUACGCAGGUUGUUGGUGAUAUCAUUAUCUCAUCUCAUUUGUGUUCCAAAGGAUUUGAAACUUCAGCUAUACCUUUAUUCCCCAUUUUUUCCUAAUUGUUUAAGUUUUUAAUGAUCAUCUGUGUAUUUGUUCUGUUUUGUUUAUUUUGAUUGUGUUGGUUUUUAAUAACUGCUGGAACAAUCUGGACAAUUCAGCCAACCAUGUAGCAACUGGACAUAAUUUUCCUAAAAUUAAUGCUCAGUAAUCAUUAUUAGUCACUAGGCAAUUAAAAUAAUAAGUUAAAUAAUUAUUUUUCAGAAAUAUGGUGUUGGCCUUAAAGGAAAUCUCUAUUCGUGGUGAUUUCCGAACCACUGUUGAAUACCUGAUCCAGUUGCUGGAACAUGAAUAUUUUUCAACAAACAUAAUAGACACUGGCUGGUUGGACUAUUUAAUUGCCAAGCAGGUUCAGGUUAGUAAUCACCUGUCACAGUACUCAUUUAAAAAUUUGUUCCUCUUUCACUUUCAGUUCAUCUAUCAGCUCAUCCUCUGUUGGAUUUUCAGAAAUAUUUAAUUUAAUGUUUAAUUAUUUAAGUAGUAUGUGGGUCCUGGGUAAUGUAGCAACAUUCACUUCAGCUAGCCCCAGGCAGACUACUACUCCCCCAGUGGCAAAUCCUGCAAUCAAACCCCCAUUUCUGGCCUGCAUGUGAGUGACCAUGGUUUCAGGUGGGAGAGAAGGGCUUUUGGCUUGGAGGCAACCACGACUCUGAACUCUCAAUGGUCGUAAGGCAGCCCUCACGACAACGAGAUCUAAAAAGAAAAGGUGGUAGUGGGGCUUGGAGGAGGGUGAAUAAUCUAGUAGGCACCCCUCAAAACCGGUUUUGUAGAUGGGGCCAAAAUCCUAAGGAAGCACUUGAAAGCAACCGGGCUACAAAAACCGGUCAAGAACGCUCAAAAACAACUGCUAAUGAACCGCUCAAGUACGCUUAAAAGCAACCGCAACGAAAGUGCUCAGGAAAGUUUUGAUCAUGUAGACAAAAGCAAGCAAGAACGCUUAAAGACGCGAAUUAAAUGCUUAGAAACGCUUAAAGACAACCGGCACGAAAACGCUUGAACGCCACAGGAAAACCUUCAUAAGACCGCUCUGAAAAUAGCCUAAACCGCCACAAAAUUGCUCAGGAGAGCUUGAAAACCUUUCUAAAACGCUUUAAAACGCUUAAUUGAGAUAAUUGACACCAAACCGUUCCGAGAACGUCCGAAAACAGCCUCCGUAAAAAUGUAAGUGUAAGCUUGAAAACAAUGGUUACAAAACCUGCUCUGGAACUCCAGAAAUCCUCUCAGGAACAAUUGAAAACAACUGCUUCAAAAGCUACCCAAGAGUAAAUGAAACAACCGCUAUAAAACCGUUCAGGACUACUGAUAAACAGCGACUUGUUGGAGAAUAGAACUGCAACAAGGUGUUGGUCUUAUCUGACAUGCGCGAAUAGGUCAAGUUUGGCCUGGCGCGCGCUCAUUUUCCCGCGCAAAAUUUAAAUGGAAUAUAAACAAACAUACAUCAUAACAUAGCAUGAAGAGUUAACGCUCGAAACGUCAGCUUUUUUACCCUUUACGGUGGCUAAUUUACGUUUUCAACCCAGUUGUUAACACUAAAUUACCUGCUAUACUCUCCCACCGACGCAGCACCACAGUUUCUUUAGAAACUUACCCCUUUAUACAUUAUAACAUAGCUAGUAAAUUUGUGUAAUCAAAUUCAAUUGCGCGAGCGUGCUUCAUAUUCCUAUUGUGCACGCCCAUGACGUCAGCAAACAAAUCCCUCGAGGAAAAAAAAUUUCCGUCAGGUUGAAAAUAUUAUAAAACGAUUGGUUCAUACGUCAGCGUGCGUUCAUAGAGAUAUGAAGCACUUGGGAAGUUUGGAGAGCACGAAAGAUGCGUAAGAGUUGCUCGAGGUGUAGCCUCGAGCAACUCUAGCUUCUUGAGUGAACCAAUUGUUAAGCGUCACGAAAAGUUUUCGGGGAAGAAAAUGGAACAUUCACGUUUUGAAAGGAAACGAAAGUGACGAAAGAAAAAAUUGAGACUCUUUCAGAUUAUGAAUGUCCUGCUGAUAAGCAAUUUUGUUUUGAGCUUUAUUAAGGAAUUUGAAGGAUUGAACAGCUUUAAGGCAAUUUUUUUGUUUCUUUCUUAACAGACCGAACGUCCUGAUGCAAUCCUGAGUGUUAUCUGUGGAGCCGUUCAGGUGGCAGAAGCAGGUAUAAGCAAGAGAUAUGUGAACUUCAAGUCUGCUUUGGAAAGGUAAAGCACUCUUAUAAUGAUUGAGAUACCUUGCUAGUUUACGUCUGUUGGAAGUGACCGGCUCUUAUUAUUGAGACGUAACGAAAAAAUUCAUUAAGCGAGGAUAGUAAAUUAGGCCUUUUCUUUGUUUCUUUACCUCAGGGGACAGAUUCUUACAACUGAUUCUUUGUUAAACACUGAAGAUGUUGAACUGAUUAAUGACGGAAUUAAGUACUGCCUAAAAGUGAGUGAAAUUUUGAUCUAAAAUUGUUUUUUACGUAAUCGUUUCUGAUAAUUGCCUGUAGCUUAGUUUGUUUUUUCCCUUCAUUUUUUAAAAACUUCCAAGGUAUGGAAAUCUGGGGCAAACACAUUUUUCUUGGUCAUGAACAACUCCUGGACAGAAGUGGAAGCUCACAGGUAUGUAUUGUUUAGCUAGCUAACAUCGAUGUUUUGAAAUCGGAAAUCUCUGGCUUUUUAUGCUAACACUGUUCAUAAGUUUUGAAACCAAUUUUACUGCCAUGUUGUCGUUUUUGUGAGAAAAGCGUUUUAUCUGAAUUUGCUGACUGUGCUCAACAGCAAAUUUGUAGCUUAUUCAAUAAAAGCCUCAGCCUCUGUACUGUUUCAUUUUAUAUUGUACCAAAUUGUUAUUAUUAUCAUUAUAUUGUUAUUAUUGCAAUCAUUAUCAAUAGUCUAUAGAGGCUUAUUCUAUAAAUUAUCGGUGCUCUUACAGGAAUGCAUAAAACUAACAAGGGCAUUUGAUCUUUGUAAAAUAAAUUCCUUUUUUUUAAUUUUUACGACAUUGACCAAUUAUUCUUCGAUGUGGAGGUAACUAUCCACCACUUUCACCAACACCGAGUUUAAUGAUUGUUUUAGUAUACCACAGAGAAACCGACAAAAAAAUUAGUUAAUUUCUGUCAAUAUUCCGAAGAAUAGUUGGAAAUUAAAUUAUCGACGCGCGAUUUUGUAUCUUCGUCUUCGGAGGUGAACAGUAUUCGCUAAUCACUUGCAAUCUAGCCAAUCGGCGCGAGCGAAAAGCACUAUUUACUUAUAGAGUAUAUACUGAAAUGGCUUAAUAUCAACAUACUUUGUUAUUAUAUUGAUUUUGUUUUUUCAGUCAUACGAAAACUCUGGUUUUGUUCUUUGAACUCGUUACCUUUGAAUUUAUCUUUGUUUUGCAGGAUGAGUGAUGGUGGAUUACUUUUGUCCUGGAAUGACAGCAGUCACACCACUUACAUGAAGGAAGAAGUUGACAGGUUGGUUGAAAAUUAAAUCUUGACUGAUAAGUGAAAGCUAAAAAUUCCACACGACUGUGUGCGUGAUUAUCUUCGUAAUUUAUGUCCAUUUAAAGAUGAAUUUUUUUCUCCUCGCUUUUGAGAGGAAAUUCUUUUGCUUGUAAUGCUUUAAGAGGUGUCUACUUUAUUGAUGCUCUUUCCCUCUGUUGCAACAGUUAUCGAUUGACAAUAAGUGGAAAAACUUGCAUCUUCCAGAAAGAGAACGAUCCAACAGUUCUGAGGUAAUAGCAUCUUUCAAUUUUGACCUUAUUCUCGUUUCUACUAUUUAUACUGUGUCUAAAUUAUGUGUAAUGAAUGAUUAAUAUUUUGAGUGAACUGUUGUUGGAAAAUGAAUUAUUGGAAUCGUGUUCAACUACGAUGAAUAAAAAUGAAUAAAGAAAGUAAACGUGUACAAGUUUCUCAGUUUCUACUUACCUAUCCUUUUUCAGACUCAAGCCCUCAUCUUUAAACGCCUGGUAUAUGUAAACUUACAAAAUUAGAAUAUACAGCAGAAUUUAUUUUGGUCUUCACGAGGUGUAUACAGCAACGGUUAUCGUGUAUUGUGAAGUAUACCCAAUGUUACAUUCUAAUCUUUUUUUCUUUAAACAAUCAGGUCCCCUUCCGCUGGAAAGCUUAUUCAGUUUGUUGUUGAAGACGGAGGUCACGUGUUUCAGGGAGAGUCUUUUGCUGAGAUUGAAGUGAGUUGAAUGGUGGUUCUUCAGCUGUAAGUUCCUACCUAUAGGAAUCUUAGGUUGUGUUCGUAUAUAUUCAGGUUUUAUUUGGCGAGUGUUUUGAUGAAGUUGGUUUAUAGGUUUAUCUCUGAAGGACCAAAAAAAAAUGACAUUGCCUUAUAUUUCAAAUAUUUCAAUUGGUUUUAUCAACUGAGUUGAUGAUGUAAAUUGGUCACCGUAAAGAGUUUCUAAAGCUGACGUUUCGAUGAGGGGUAAGCGCUCGAAAAGUCAGCUUUUGAAACUCUCUAUGGAGGCCAAUUUGCAUUAUCAACUCAGUUACCGACUUAGCGCCAUAGAUUUUUUAGAAACGUACCUCUUUAUUAGAAAAGCCUCAGUUGCAAAGUUUAGAUACAUUUUUGCCAUAUUUUCAUUGCUAUUUUUACUGGGUUUCAGGUUAUGAAGAUGGUUAUGCCUCUUACCGUCAGUGAGAGUGGUUGGUGAGUGAGAUGUUUUUGUAUUUCAGUUUGGUCUCCAAAAUAUUUUAAUCAACAAUUUGUUGCUUUUGACGCCAAAUGGUAACAAUAAUUAGCGAAAGCAUAAGGUUGUCUAGUGCCUUUUGCGUGUUCGUGAUAUUCCUUUUCGGAUUUCUAUCAAAGUAGUUUUUUUGAUGUAAAAUUUAUUAUGGUUUUUUUUUUUACUAGUGUGCACUAUAUGAAGAAUGCUGGAGCUGUGCUGGAGCCUGGUUCUAUCGUGGCCAAGUUGGAACUGGAUGAUCCAAGUAAAGUUACACAGGUAAUAUAAACGAUGACGAUAUCUUAUGCAACCAUUAGUCGCUGAAAGGUGCUAGUACAACAGGAAGACCAAGCAGAAGUAGGCCAGAGUUAACGAUCCGGUGCAACUUGAUCAGGCUAAAUGGAUUUUCUUUUGAAAAGACACGGGUGAACGCGUGUACCACUUUGCUAUAGCGACAAAUUUAUGUUUCUUAGUGUUGAACUUUAGGGCAUGUUAUCAUUUUAGGGCAUGUUAUCAUAUUACAAUGUGCAAGGGUUUUUUGUUUUUCUAUUCGUCCAGGCGCAGCCCUAUACUGGUCAGUUUCCUGAAACUUGUGGAGCCAAACUUAAAGGAAGUAAAUUGCACCAGGUGAAAAAAAGAACAUGUCUUUUCAGUUUUUUUUUCCUCAGAGAGGCGUUUAUUUAAAAUCUUGUGCCGGCUAAUUUAAUCGCUUUUGAUCAAACAAAAUAUAAAGUGAUAGUUAAAGAAACAAACCAAAACAUCACCGCAAUGGUCUUUGUUGUUUGGCGUGUGUGGGAGAAAACCUGAUAAAACUUUUGCUAAUCAUAUAUUCGUAAAAGGGCUGUCUCAGAUGAAAUGGCAUCGUUUAUUUCAGUUGCAAAACUUUUUUUGCAGAUUUUCCACACGGCUCGUGAGAACCUUCAGAACGUCAUGGAUGGUUACUGUGUUGGGGAACCAUAUUUUUCUCAAAGGUUACAAGAAAAUGUUAACACGCUCAUGCAAGCCUUGAAAGAUCCUGCAUUACCUCUAUUAGAAUUACAAGUAAGCUACUUGUUAUCAUUUAACUUUAACAAGGUUGAGUCAUAUCACCAUUGAGUUUUUGAAGUGAUAUAUCUUGGUUAGGAAUAAGAGAGAAUGUUUUGAUUCUUUGCAGGAUAUGAUCUCAUCCAUUUCGGGCCGUAUUCCAGGAACUGUUGAAGAGGCCAUAAGAAAGCAUCUUACAAGCUAUGCCAGUAAUAUCACAUCCGUGUUGAGUCAGUUUCCAAGUCAGCAGGUAAGCUUCGGAGGAAGAAGAUACAGUAAGGAUGACCGUGCUGUACUGGGCAACAUGAUAACCACGAGGGCCCCUCAUUCAUAAAAAUUUUUAUCUUUUGAAUCAGAAGCAGAUUUACGGUUCCCUUUUGUUUAGACAAAACGUGAGACACUGUUGAUGUUGAUAAAGUGCGUUCUUGAAAAAUGUAUUAAAACACUUGUGAAUAAUAUUUGAGAAGCCACGUUACUAUUCAGCUCCAAAUAUGAACAAGGUAAACAUACCUGUAAGCAACUGCAAGUAUUUUACAUUUCUUUCCUUUACCAUAAACAUUCCGAGAAUUGGUGGCAACUGUGAAUGCAGAAAUAAACAAGAUAACUGCCUGAAAUUUGUUCAACAUUUAUCACUGAUUAAUAAGAACUGAAUUUAUUGCAGAUUGCCAAUGUUGUUGAUGCUCAUGCAGCAACUUUGACUAAAAGAACUGAGCGGGAUGCUUUCUUUUUGAACACGCAGAAUAUUGUGCAACUUGUCCAGAGGUAAAAAUUUCAUUUUCGGUGACCUUUUUCCUUUUUUUUUUUUUUCGGCUUUACACAGUCCUGCUUACAACGUAACUCAACGUGUUGAUAGUCUUUCACCUGCUUUGCUGUUUUCUUUUGUGAAUAUGUAAUUCAAUCCCUCACUCCAAGCUGUCAUUGUUUGAAUGCGAUGAGAUCUUUGUUUCAAGCAUAUUUCGAGGUUGCUUUCUCAAAGUUCCAGAAGUUAAAGGAUAGAUAGAACGUGUGAUGUCAUUACUCGCUUCGAGUCGACUAUUGCUGUUGUUAUGUACACAUGUAGGUUCGCGAAAGAUAUAGAAUGAGUAAGAGUAGCAUGCAAUCAAGCAGUCGAUGGGAAGGAGGCUUCUUUAUUCCCUUGUUUUCUCGGCUCUCUUCUCCUGGCCGAGAAUAAAACAAUAAAAACAACUUACAACAGUUGCGUUUCAUGUUCUUACGUAUUGUUGUCCUAUGUUGAAUUAAUUUUCCAUCAGGUAUCGCAAUGGCAUUCGUGGACAUAUGAAGGCAGUGGUUUUGAGUCUGUUAAGGCAGUAUUUGCAGCAUGAAGUAGUUUUUAAUGAAGGUACUGUCUACAAAGAGUGAAGUUCUGAGCGUCCAAACAGAUAUUCAUGAUUUUAAGAAUUAAAUUAAGAGUCAUUCUUUCUCCUUCCUGUUCCACCUCUCAUCCGUAUUUACUCCUGGUGCUUUCUUUGACCAAAGACAUUUGGAAAAAAAUUGCGAAGCGUUACUUUUAUUAACGAUUAUUUAACUCUGCAGGAAACUUUGAAAAGUGUGUCACACUGUUACGUGACAAACACAAGUCGCAAGAUCUCUCUCCGGUUGUGCAAAGUAUUUUCUCUCAUGCUUCUGUAGCCAAGAAAAACCUGCUGACGAUAAUGCUAAUAGUAAGUAAAUAAUCUUACUCUAUUUCUGGUCAUUCUGACAGGAAUGAUUUUCUCUAGUCGUUGACAUUUGUGGUAGUUUUCCUUUUCCGUCAGGGUUUGUUGGAUGACUAUAGUACAUAUCUACUUGGUUUGAGUCAACUCAGGUGCUAAACUCUUUGAAUAACUUCGAUCUUCUAAGGAUCAGUUGUGCGGACGGCAAACUGGUUUGUCAGAUGAACUGAACCAUCUGCUUCAAGAACUUACCACCCUCAACAGACAUGAUAAUGCCAAGGUUGCACUUAGAGCAAGACAGGUUUGUUCGACUAUUGUUACGGUUGUUACUUUAAAGGGUUAGCGCGGCACUGAGGUAUUACUUGGGGCUUUUGCGCUCAAAGUGAUUGCCAUUUAUUUGCAUAACAUCAAAUGAAACACCUUUGGAGGUUCUUUUAAAAUGAGAAUUCGUGCUUACGUUUGGGUGAAAUGCGAUUAGUCUCGUAAAAGCAAAUUGUACUGCGCUUCUGAGGCUCUUUCGAUCUUAAUGAAUUUCCUGCUACCUUAGUUUGGUCCGUUUCAAUCUUCUUUUUUCUUAGGCCUUGCUAGCUUCACAGCAACCAUCCUAUGAACUUCGUCACAAUCAGAUUGAAUCACUGUUUCUUUCCGGCAUUGACAUGUACGGUAACCAGAUGUCUUCCGACAGUUUUCAGGUAUAGUUAAAGGUUGCUCUCCUACAAAAUCCCCAUUCGUACUUAACUAGGAAACACCUUCGAUGGUUUGGUUUCUCUCCAUUUUUAUGGUGAAAACCGACAUGAGUUGGGAAUCUUAUGAUGCGCGUUACUUUUGUGAAGAAAAGGUAAUGCAUCUAUGAUAUUCGAAUAACCUUCCAUUCUCCCAAUUGCUGAUAGGACGCCACUACACUCCCUAUAAGUGUUGUUUUAUCCCCUCCCCCCCCUCCCCCCCCAUAUGAUGGCCCUCGAAAAGAACAGCAUUCGUCCCAGUAUCAACAGAACUCACCUUCUGUUACCCUAACUCUUCUGUUACGUACAGCAUCUUGCCAAACCCCACGGGGCCGAUGCAUAGUAAACGAAAAAGAUGACCGCAAGCAUGAUAACAACUGUAUCUUUAUGGGAAAUGAUGAGUAAAUAUUUAAAAUGUGCUUUUGUCACAGAAAUUGAUUCUGUCAGAGAACGCUAUCUUUGACAUUCUUCCAAGCUUCUUCUACCACUCCAGUGAAGCCGUGAAAAGGGCAGCUUUGGAGGUAUGGUGAUGUAAUGAUGAUAUCCACGCAUAUAAUACUUCAAAUAUUUUUGUGCGCGUGUGAUUAGUCUAAACGCAUCACGUGAUUAAACAGGGGGAAUAUCCGUGGAUAAACCCCAGUGAUAUUCCCUAAUUUUAAAACCUUACAUCCAUACGGAAAACUCCUUGUUUAAGUGCGUUGUCUGGUUUUUACAAAAGAAGGGAAAGGGUCUUUUGUUCAUAAAGUAUCAUUAGAGAACACUGACAGCAAGUCGUUCGGAAACAUUUCUCGCGCACCUUGAACAAUAUUUGAUGGAUGAUGAACACAUUUGCCUCCAUUUGGCGUGAAAAUAUGCUCGCGCAUUUGUCCAUGGACGUUAUCUGUUUAUCGAAGCUCACAGUUUUAUCGAGCUUCGCUCUUGGAAAACUGUUCGUACGUUGGAACGGGUAGUGUCAGCAGACAAAAAGCCGUGCUUAUUUUCGCGCCAAAUGGAGGCAACUGUUUAUAUAUUUAAUUUUUUCAUCACUCUGUUGUAUCGCUGACGAGGGAUAUGUCCUUACACCAUGUUCUGUAGGUUUACAUCAGACGUAGUUACCAAGCCUAUGAACUCACCACAUUGUACCACGAGAAGGUAAAUAGUUAUAUAACUUUAAAGAUCUCUCAGUUAUUCCUUAGCUUUAUUCAAUCACUACACCAACCGACGUUGUUGGUAACGUUGGCUUAAGGAGUUUCCUUUAAGACAAAUUCAUCAGAAUGGCCUUUCUUUAAAACAAUAAUAACAAUUUGUAGCAUGUAUUAUGGUCUUCACAAUCAGAUAUUGUUCGUUUUUUGAGGGAGAGUUCCUUUGUCAAUAAUGAGUAUUGUAUUUGAGUCUUAUUGUACCUGCCUUGUGAUCGGGGAUGGAACCCAAUUAGAGAAACUGAGCUUGAGGCAGUACUGGGUGUGAGACAAGUCUUCUAUUCUGUGGUCCUACUGACGCUUGUUCGUUUGAGUAUGCUGCUCAAGAAGUUAACUUUAGAAUUAGUAUCUUUUCUUUCAACUUAAAUGCUACUGAAGAUCCUGUAUCACGAGCUAAGUGGAAACAAAGAUCAGAAUAAGAGACGUAAUCUAAUAUUAACUGUGAAGUCUUUUGAUAACGUUUUGCUGUAUUUUCUGUUUUCUCAGAUCGACGAAAAUGUCUUAAUUGUGGAGUUCCAGUUUAUUCUUCCAAGUGCACAUCCAAACAGGUUUGUUGUGCUCUAACACACAUUUUGACAUGUCCCAGCGACUUUUACUGACUGCUUUUGUCUUGUGAUUCUUAGGAUGCCACAAAGAGUUCCUUCUAGUAGAACUGUUCUCGCCAUGCCAAGGGUAAGGUUACAUUUGUCUUAGAAAAAAGUCCUAUCGAAUUUUUGACUGUUUUAGCCCUGUUUCAAUGUUUAAUGUCGCUUUGUUUCCCUUUAGGUUCGCAGUCUUAGUGAAGAUAUGUAUGACCUCAUCAAUCAGCAGCCUUUACAGCCAUGCCAAAGAACCGGUGUAAUGGCAGCGUUUCAGUCAAUGGGUGAAUUCGAAAAGUAACUUUUUCUUAUAUUUGUUGUCUAUAAAUAGGGACGGUCUUUCACCCCCUAAAGGUGCACACAUCCUUACGAAGCAUUUGAUUUUCACCCCCGAAUGUCCUUUUUCUUUUUAUUUAAUAGAAUGUAUGUACUUUCUAUUAGUUUUUAUUGUACUCUGCCAUCGCCGCGUCCAGUCCAUUUUCUUGAUAAGGUCUGGGCCACUAGUAUGAUUUGUCAGUAAUGACUAGUUGACCUUUACUGAAAUAAUUUUGUUCACAGAGAAUUUGGAAAGGAGUACCCACAACCCCUCCGAAAACAUCUUACUUGAAUAAAAACAAGCAAAGACUAUGUUUAAGUGUCAUCUUCUUAUCCUUUUCCAGGAAUUUUGAGGAAAUCAUGAAUCGUUUUGAGCCUACAACCCCAGAGCAGUUGUCCCCAUCACCAAUGGGAAGGAAGAUGAGCUUGGAUCCUGUGUUUGAAGCUGAAAAUAAGCCAGCGGUAAGAAUAACGUGAAGCUACGUCAAUAUAUUUGAAAUGAUUUCAUGGAAACGAAGAGAAUUUCCUUUAGAUCAAUUUUCUAUUAAUUGUCCAAUGUAACCUGGGAUUGUUUGCUUUUGCUUUACUUUGCUCCGUGAUUGGUCUAGAAAACUUGCCCGACUCCCUCAACAAAUCAGAUUCAAACCUAAAACCAAUCGCGAUUUUGUCAUUCGCGCUUUCCUACGCUUUAGGCAGUUUGCUUGUUUUUGCUUUGAGUUUUCAUUGGCUCGUUGUGAUAUUUUUCUCUGUUCUGAUUAGCUGUUGUGAUUUCUUUAGUUUAAAGGGCAUGUAAACCCAAAAAUACAUGUUUUUCUUAUACUAUGUAAAAAGUGGCGUAGAAAACGAAUUUGAAAUUCGUUUUGUCCAAUUCGACUUAUUUUAGGAGAAAAUCGGCAUUUUCAACUGAAAUUCCAUUUCCGGUAAAAACAAUAGCGAGAAGUCGUGACGUAAGCGGUGGAACUAAAAUAUUGCGCAACACAUAUUCCCCAGUAGAACUGGUGUGGGAGUUCGUGUAAGUAGUGGUAGUUUGGAAGAUAUUUUUUCGGAAGAUAACAACUCGAAUACCUUAAGCUUAGUACAUGACAGCGAUGGGGAUAAUCCAGAAUCUUCAGGAGAGUCUGAGCCACGUUCUUAACAAUAUGAGCCGCGUAGCGAUCCGCACGAAGAUAGUACAGAACAUGUCAACAGCGAUGCGACCGUCUCGGAAAUUCAGACUGGUAUUUAAUUUACUGUGUGAUUUAUUUGUAUUUGACAAGAAAAUCCAAUAAAGCGGGGGUACAAUCUAAAAGAAUGCAACAGAAAUUUUUUAAACUUGAGCUUCUGAGAGUGUUUUAUAUAAAAUUAUCAAAGGUGCGAGUGUGGAACUUGUCAACCAAUGCCGACAACUCAUGAAAGUGUUUGAUGUACGGAAAUCGGGCUAUUGUGGCAAAAAGUACAGUAGCAAGGGCCUGAAACCCAGAUAAGUUGUAUCACUGAGCAUACAGGUUUUCAGUCAAUUUGCCUUGAUUUCUGGGUGCUGGAGACGGCCAAUUGCGCGUACAGGCAGCAGCAAGGCACAGAUAAUCACACCGGAAACGAGUAAGCUAAAUGUUUUCUGUUUCAUCUGUUUUGUUACAUUUUGAGAUCGAUUUACUUGGGUUGUUUUUGCCAUUGACUUAAUAAUACAGUACUAGAGCUAGUUGUUUUUCGCUUCUUUCCUGGCAGGAAAUUUCGCUAAAUUGCCUACAGAUAGCUUGUUCGUUGGUGUUGGGAAUAUCUCGGCAAACACUUCAGGGUCGCUGUGCCAUCUUGUGCGUUAAACAAUAUCCGAAACAUUUUUCCAGCGAAUUUGGGAUCGCCUUACACUGGAUUAAAACCGCCAAACCUUUGAGAGAAACAAAGGUAUAUGUUAAUGCAGAUCUUAGUUAUUUAUGUCUUACAGCACUGGAGGUUAUGCCCGUUCUUUAUGAGAUACCUAUGUAUUGCUUUCCUUCAUCUCCGAAGCAUUUCCAUCGAUAAACAAGUUGUACCAUAUACAUUUCCUUGUGAGGCCUUCAUAAUUAUCCAACCCUGUUUGUGUUUACUUCGAUUUAAAAUACUGAAAACAUAGUUUUGCAAGCUGAAAUCAGGAUCUUUUAAGUUGUACUCAAAAUGAUGAAUAUUGUCCUACUGACCUUUGAAUGUAUUUUCACUGUUGUGAAAAUCGUGACACAAAUUCUUCUGCUGUUUCUCUGCAGGGUUUCUCAAAGGAAGCACCAAGUGGGGCUGGCAUGGAUUUUCUUAUAGAACAUAAGGGUCGAUUAUGGGAUCCUGUAUAGAAUUCUUUGCAUCGAACCAACAAAAUUCCAGAUCACGUUAUUACACACUGACAUCAACGAAUUCUCUUUCUUUGAUACGUGUUUCGAAUUCAGGCAAAGGAUCAGAGGAGUCAGUGUCUUUUAUGGGCUCAGCGCUGGCUCCCGAACAACUGGCUUCCCAAUAAUCUUUCAUUAGAUGAGAAAAAAGAUGUUUUUAGAGAACCAAUAAAGCUAUCGUUGUUUGAUUAACUAAACGUUUUCAUGUAAAUCGAUUUUGUACUGUCUCCGUUGACCUCUAACUUUUGAAGAGCUCAACUUCUUUCUCAGUUCGGUCGGCCACUUCCGAAUCCUCGUCGUCUACCGACUGUAUGGGUCGUUUUUAUACUUCCGAAUAAUUUGCUUCUAGUAAGGCCUGAAUCUUCGGUACAGCACCAGGAAGAAGAAUGACUGCUACAAACAAUUUGUGAAAUGGUAAUAUUUGCAUUGUAUGCCCAGUUUUGUUUAAAUCAGUACAGAACUGGACGACACAACGCUUUACCAUUACGAAAAAAUUGAAUAUAUUGAAGCAAACUGUAAGUAAAAAAAUCAUGACGAGACCGGCGAACAACGGCUGUAGAAAAGACUCCUUCGUGCCUCACGCGAUUAUAAAACAAGACUUUGCAGGGUCCACCCGUGACGUCACAGGAAAGAUGGCGCCAUUCAAGAUGGCGAAUGUUUCGAAUUUGGAAGAGCUUUUACAAAGUGAAAAUGGACUUUUGAGAAAAAACGAAUGGUACCUUUGGUGUACUUGAUAUAUUUACUAAACAUCUAUGUGAAAAGAAAAUGAACGUUUUUUGGGUUUACAUGCCCUUUAAGUUCUACGACACUCCAUUUGAAAUGCGCUCUAAAUGAAGCGAAACUGCAGGAUAACACCUUUUAGAGUAGCCAGGCACUAAAGAGUUAGGAAGAAUAAAAAAAAGAAAAGAACGCAGCCCGUAACCGACAAAUUUUUACAACAAAAUAACCGAUAUUGGUGGAGAGGGACAAAUGGUGGCUUUUCUCCUAUAACUGCAUGCGUGGUCAGGUUUUGGUUUUAGCCAUGGCAUAUCUGUAUAUGUUUUACUCUUCCAGUUAGUUUAAGCGUGGAGUGUUUAUCUUCUCAAACAUUGUCGCUGUCUGUUUGUUGAGAAGAAGUAUUUUGGUUUGUAUUUUUUAUUAGUUUCGAGAUUGAGUGUAAGUUCCUUCCAAUUACCUUGUUUGUUCAGUGAUAAAGAACAAAAAUUGUUAUUAGAACUACAGUAUUUAAGCCCAUGCAUGUGCAAGUGAAUAUUUUCAGAGUGCGAGUUUUUGUUUAUAUUCCUUUUUUUGUUUUGAUUUUGUUUUUAGCCUGGUGCUGGAAAGGAAGAAGAACCAAUUCACAUUAUAAACGUCGCUUUGCGAGUUGAAAAGAAUUGCAAAGAUGUGGAAAUCUGUCGAAAGCUGGUGUAUGAGUUUACACAAUCCAAGGUAAGAAUUGCUUUGUUUUAUUUUUGUUUUAUUGUUUUGUUGUUUUUUUUUGUUAUAUAUUUUUUUUGUUUUUGUAAGGGGGGAUCAAAUUAACUCACUAUAGAAGUGCUGCCGGAGUCUUGCCUUAAAGCACAACACAGUUGCUAUAGCCAGUGGUAUAUAAACCCGAAUCAAUCGAUACAGAGUCCAGCGCACUAAUCAUUAGGUCACGAUUUCUCCUACACUUGCAUUUGCUGCAGGCAGAGAGUUUCUUAAAUUUACGCCAGCUUCGGCACUUCUACCCAGUUAACUUUUUACGAAAUGCAGAAAAAGGGUAAAAGCAGAAGGUAUUCUUUUUUGAGCCAAUCAUUCCACUUAUCGUUUUUUGUUGUUAUUAUUCAGAAAGAGAUUUUGAAGGACAAGGGAAUCAGGAGAAUCACUUACCUAUUAAGUGAUUGUAAGGUAAUGCAAUUAUUCCGUGUACUCGGUAUGAACAUGUUUUGUGACUUGCGAGGACGGAAGGAAAUAUCGCAUAUUUAUGUUGAUAGCGAUCGUGGUGAUCUUGGUAUUUCUCUUUUUUUCCGUUUUGUUUAUUUUUUCCUUUUUUUUUUUUUGAUAACUGUCAUUGAGACAGGGUGAUCACAUGAAUUUUUUUUACUCUAAAUAAGAAAAGGAGGUCUACCAUUACACUGCUUUUCCUGCACUACCGUUUGUAAUGUAUAUAAAAAACGUCCGCCACAAGUCUGACACAAACCAGCACCAUUGGCAACUUGAUGCACAAACUAAAAAUAGGAGAAAGAGCUCUCAAUCCAAAGCACUUUGUUUGUAGUAUGAUAGACACAAUGUUAUAUAGCUUGAUGAAUUAUGGCGUAUUCAGCAGGGCAUGAUGCCAUGGUUCUUCACCUUCCGAGCUCGGGACGAUGUGAGUAUGCGACUGUUAAAAAAAAAAAAACGUUCUCCUGAUAUAUGUGUUUAUAGUAGGUUGAUCGACAUGCGAAGAGAGAGGACUUAAAGAAAGGACUUGUCAAAGAUCCAGUUUGUUGGUAUAGAAGAAAUAACAAGGGAAUGUUCAAGAUGUUACCAAAAGUUCUUCUCCUUCACUUCUCCAUUUUUAAUGGUUUGCUUUACAGUUUUCUUUGCUAGUACUUAAAGUGAAACAUUUUCCGUUUAAAGUUUGCCAAAGGAAGCUCUGUAAUUAAAUUCGGCUUCAGGUCGACAAAAGCACCCGGUCUGCUCUACCCAUGAUCCUCUCGUUGGUACCGUAUUCUGAGCAACAGACCGGUAUACGGAAGAUUACAGGCUUGCCCCUGUGAGGGUAUUGAGACUUCUUUACUUCGGCAGUAGAUAGAAAUCUUCUCCUAACUUGUGCCGUUGUAUUUGUUUACCUUCCUUCUAGUUCGAAGAAGAUUCCAUUUAUCGUCACUUGGAGCCAGCUCUGGCAUUCCAGUUGGAGGUUAAUCGUUUACGAAACUUUGACUUGGAGACGAUUCCAACUACAAACCACAACAUUCAUUUGUACCUCGGAUCAGCUAAGAAGGUAUUCAUUAAUCUCAAAAGGUUGUUAUGACCAUGAUUUUGUGUCUGCUUUGUGUUGGUUCAUAGUGGUUGGAAACAGCUGUUACACCGCUUGAUCAGUGAACAAUGCAAAGGCAGGACACUUGAAGGACCCUAGCCCUUGAAAAGUCUCAUUGAUCUCCAAUAAAAUUACUUAAACCUCUUCAAGGGAAUGCUUUGAUGGAAGAGGAUGUGAAAAAAAUUAUCUGUUAAUUAUGAUUUUGAAAAAUUUCCUAAGACUAAUUUUGAUAUUGUUUGGUGUAGCAUUGACAUUGUAAAGAUAAUCUGAAUGAGGUGGCAGUGUGUUAAGUUAAAAAGAAGGAAUAUUGUUCUGAAGCUGAUGAUGUCCAUAUUAUCAUAUUUUGCGCAGAUUUCAGCUCACUCAGAAGUCACAGACCACAGGUUCUUCAUCAGAAGCAUUGUGAGACAUUCGGAUUUCAUUACCCGGGUAAGACCUUACUGACGCACUUUUUUGAGUUACCCUAUAGACAGUGGUAUUAUGUUCCAUUACGAGAUGUUUUCAAUAUGAAGAAGUUACAACUUGCGUUUCUUUUCUCUUUAAUAGGAGGCGUCAUUUGAAUAUAUGGAAAAGGAGAGCGAGAUCCAACUCCUCGAGUCUUUAGAUCAACUGGAAGUUUGUGUUUCAGAGACUGUAAGUCUUCUUUUGUGCAUUAAAUGUUUAAUUUUUGCUACCAGUAUCAUAUGCUAUUAAUAAACUUCCAGCAAACGGCACGAUGAAAUAAUUCCAUGGUUAUUUGCUUUGCAACAUCCAUUUUGAAAUCAUAGGUGAUCUCUAAAAUCUGAUUGGUUCCCAGUAGUGCAGUUGAUUAACGAAACGCUCUAUUAUUUGCUCUAAAUCGCAUCUUUCCCCCAGCCAAGAAGAAAAUAAAUGGAAAACAAAACAAAAAUUCAGAUUUCAAGGCUCAUUUAGUAGUAAUACGUAGAGCAAGCUUGUUUUGUUUAUUUUCUAUGUAAAGUGAAAUUGUCGCAGCUGAUUAGGAUGCAAAAGUAUAACAGUGAAAAGAUCAAAGCACUGGUCACUGGAAAGUUGAUAUUUAAAAGACCACCUCCUGAAGUGGUCAGUUUUACAGAAUAGCAACAAUUUUCUUGUCUCAAAUUGCUUUCUUUGGCAGAUCUAAUAAGUGAGCACCUACGACUGGGUGCCUACGGGAGUUUCGAUUAUAGUAGUUUCAAUUUGGGUGAGGCCAGUGUGUUUUUCCUUGCAGCCCAAGAGAACAGACUGCAAUCACAUUUUCCUGCACUUCGUGCCUUGUGUCAUUAUUGAGCCAAACAGGGUAGGUCUGCUUAAUCUUGUACGAUUUAGGUCUUACGGGGAUAACUGCAUUUAAACAUAAUAAUGACACUGUUUUAAAGUGGUUUGAUUGUACAGGGGAGGAAAAGGUAAACGAUAGCAGUUAAACGGUCCAUCAGUUGAAACGGAUUGUUUUUCUACCAGACCGGUAUGAUUCAGGUGAUGAUUUUAUUGAUAGCAUAAAACAUGACAGAUUUUCCGAUGAAUUCUGCACUUUUGACAGAUUGAAGAAAGUAUACGUCACAUAGUCACGCGAUAUGGCAGACGGCUGUGGAAGCUGCGUGUGCUUCAAGCUGAAAUGAAAGUCACUAUCAGGUAUUGAGCGAUGUUGGGGUAUUUAACCAGAGUUUUAUAUAAAUACCUGUCGAUUUAUGUUUUACACUAAAUAAACGCGUGAGACGCUGCGGCCAAACGAUAGCUUGCUGGUCUUUGGAUCAAAGGUUACAAAUGUCAGCUCCUUUUUCCUUGUGGAGCCUCUCUCCACUCAAGAGUGCGAAUGAUGGCUUCCAAGCAAAUUUAGCGAAAUGCGUAAGGAAGGGAGGGGAGGGUAUCCAAAGGAGAGUGGUGAUGCUCUCAACCGCUCAAUGCUAGUCGGAAGCUGGGCUACUUUGAGAGUUAUUCUUUGUUUUUAUAGUCUUUAUCUUUGAAUUAUUUUAUAUUCUAGGCUAACUCCCACUGGAAAAAAGAUUCCUCUGAGGGUGUUUAUGUCCAACGAGUCCGGAUAUUAUUUGGGCUUCCAUAUCUACCGAGAGAUAACGGACCCAAGGACAGGACAGGUAAGGAUUUCGAGAAAAUCGUACAUAUAUUUAGUAAGGCGGCCAUCGCUUACUAGUUCGAGGUUCUUGCAACAGGGGAUGAGACAGUGGUCGGUGUGAUGUCAGAAAACUGAUGAUGCAACUGUCACUGAAUUUAUGUCUACUUGUUCCUCUCACAAGUUAGAGUCGCGAUCAAUUGUAGAGUCAAAGUAUCAGUCGAGGACGCAACGUUCCGAUUGCUAUACUGAUAUGGAUGGUCUUCGUGAGUUGAUGAUUUUGAAUAAUUUCGUGCUGCUGCAACUGAUAGCUUUGCUUUACAAUUGAUGGUAACUGUUCACCCUGACGUCUAAUUUCUUCUCACAAUAUCACUCUUGACUCAAAUGUAAAGGUCAUGAGAAUGAUGUCAAUGAUCAACAAUUGAAGAAACUUUUGAUUGUCAAAAAUAUUCUCCUCGUUAUAACCAGAGGAAAUGUAGAGAGAUCAGUGUGGAGAAUAUAAAUACUAAUCUAAGGGUGUAAAGGCUUAAUCAUAAGAAAGACGUACCUAAGGGCCUGAAUUUGGACCUUUCGAUCCAGAUUUCUGUUCGCCACUUACUCUUCCACUGCGUAACGUAUUUAACGUAUUCAAGAAGGACCGCGAUAUAAUUAUUUAGUAAACCCUCAAACUUGUGGUACAAGUCUCGCUUGAAAAAGAUAAAACGUUUAUUUAUACAGUGUGUGGAUAUCUACAAUAUGUGCUUUGGUAGUCGUUCUUUCACUUUUUUUUUAUUAACCCUUGAUACCGGAUCAUUGUACAGAUUGUGUUUGAGUCCUAUGAUCAGAAACAAGGUCCUCACCACGGACUCCCUGUAAGCACCCCUUACGUCACGAAGGACCACUUACAGGUAACUACUGCCGUCAAAUUGGCUCACCAAUGUGUUUCUUAUCAUAAUUACGGUAAUGAUGUAUGCUGAACCUAUUACUGAUGCUUGAAGAUUGCGAAUUGCUGGAAUAUUUUUGAUUGAAAGGGAAAUGUAGCUUAGCUUCAAUCAGCACUAACUGUUUUGAGUUGUACACAGAUUCUAAGAUAUAUAUAUAUAUAUAUAUAUUUUUUUUUUUGGUCAGAGCUGGAUACAACUUAAACGUUACGAGACAUCUGGGUAUAUUGCAGUUUGAGAGAUUUCUCGCUCACCUAACAUCAUAGCUCUAAGAAAAUUUACGAAUAGGUAGAAAGACGAAAAAAUUGAUAGGUAAUGCUGUUGUGGUACCUUAUCAAUGCUAGAAACGACGGUUUAUUAUUCAUAAGGAUAAAUUUACCAUUUUUUUUCUUUAGCUGAAGCGCUUUUCGGCACAGACUCUUGGAACAACCUACGUGUAUGAUUUUCCGGAGCUUUUUCAGCAAGUGAGUCAUCUGCCUUACUGCCCUAAUAGAAUUUAGGGUAUAACUUCUCCCAAAGUUAACAGGAAAUCUAAACAUAGGAGAUUUCUAAUUGUAGCUUGAAGAGAGUUCCGUUUGGUAUGCUGAAGAGAGGUUUCGAAGUAUGACGUGUUCAAAACACAGCAAAUAACAAAAGUUGAGCUUUUUCCUGUCUCCUUGCAACUGCUUUUACUCUCAAGUCGAAUAAUUUUAGGUUAUUUUCAAGAAGAGUUUAAGGCCACAUUUCUGCAGCGUGGAUUUAGAGCCCACACGAAAAGUGAAGUGAAACGUGGUAUUCCACAUGUACAGAGUUUGAAAGUUAUUCCCGAGACUCCUGAUAACCGGAGUGGGGGGGGGGAAGAGGGGGAGUAAGAAGGGGAGGAAAGAACAGAACGUGGAUGGUUGGGACUGAGAAAGAUUAGCACGGAUUGUGCUUAACGAACGUUAAGCUUAACUUUUCAAGAUGCCCCUUCAUGACGCGACUCUUCUAAACUUGACACUUCAUAGGCUUCUAUGCCGUGAAUCCACGGUAACUUCGGUAGGACAAAAUAGGAGUACUCGUGCAAACGAGGUUUCUCUUUUCUUUAACGUAUCAGGCUAUCGCAAGGCAAUGGAAACAAUGGUGUUCUAAACACAAGGAGGAAAAAUGCCCCACCAAUGUUGUAAGUUUAUCAUGUCAUGUCUUUCAUGCAGUCUCUCAGUAGCAUGUAUCUUUGUUUUAGACCCAGUAUUAGGCCUAUCAUCCAUAAUACAAAGGCAUUCUUUGAGUCAGUUACAAAAUCGUACGUGUGUUUAUAGGUUUGGUGGGGCUGACUGUUUACACUGAACUGUUGUUAUCUAGUCUUGAGCACAAUACUGAACAAUAUAAAUAAAAAAGGCAAUAUGCUGCUUAAAUGGUGUGAGGUUUCUCCUUUUCUCAUUUCCAUAGUCGUUUUAUUUCAGAUGAAAGUUACGGAGUAUGUUUUGGAUGAAAACGAUCAACUUAUGCCAAUGAACAGAUUGCAUGGAGAGAACACUGUAAGUGAUAUAUACCACCAACACACAGUUAAAAAUGCUUGUGGAUUAUAUUCUGUGUUCUACUAUAGGCAACAUUAACACGACUUUUAUGACUUAGAUUGGAAUGAUAGCAUGGAGACUGCAAUGUAUAACACCAGAAUGUCCAGAAGGACGUGAGGUUAGUAACUUAACUUACUUGCUUACUUCUCCUUAGAAUGCCUCUGAUAAUCAUUAGAGCCAAUGGAAGCUAAUGAAAUAUCAGGAAGAGAACCCCAAGAACUUAAAGCAAUCUUACUUAGUCAAGCUCAAGCGCGAAAAUGAUUGGCUGAGUGGAGAGUAACCUGUUCUGGGAUCUCGGCCAAUGAAACGAGCGACAAAGCUGGGAAGGGUUCCGGAGAAGCUAAGAUUUUUUCCAGGCAAAGUAGGGCGAUUUGUCAGAAUGAGAUAAAUUAGUUCGACCCUACACUACUUUGAAGUUAUGGAAACUUAGUUUACUUACUGUCUAUUGUUUUAUUUUGUUUUGUUUUCAUUUAUUUUGUCUACGCUUUGUUUAUAGAUAAUUGUUGUUGCCAAUGACAUCACAGUGAUGAUCGGCUCAUUUGCUCCCCCAGAGGACAUGCUUUUCAAGGUAAUGUUGUAGUUACUUGACCAAAUGAAUUCGAGGUUUAUGUUAUAGUAAGAAUAAUCGAUAACUUAGCUUUUAAAAAAAGCCAAGAACUAGUAAAUAUUUUGUACAGUUCACUCAACAAAUUCCUGGAACUAGCGAUAGACCUCUUUCCAAAAUAAGAGAAAACUAGGAAUGCUAAAUGUUUAAGUCAAGGGUUAGCAUUUCAGGGAGUUCUCCGAACUACAGUUCGUUGUUAUUGCCAGUGAAAUACUUCUCAGAUGGUAAGUUACCACCAGAAUGACUCCAUAGCUAUUAAAGUUCAACUGAAUUCAAACAUUACUUUUGUUUGCAGUGUUCUAAUUUAUCUUUUCUGAUCUUACUUUCAGAGAGCUUCUGAAAUGGCAAGGGCUCAGGGCCUACCAUUUGUGUAUAUCUCUGCUAACAGCGGUGCUCGCAUUGGAUUGGCCGAGGAAGUAAAGCACCACUUUAAAGUGGCCUGGAAUGAUCCCCUUGCACCCGAGAAGGUCAUAGGAUUUUUAAAUUUGUCUCAUGUUAUUUUAUUGUUAUUUAUUUUUUCUUUUUUUUCUUUUUUGUAGAGUAUACCUGAUGAUUAGAUACGCCAGAAAAGAAAAAAAGACAUCAGAAGUUUUUCAUCUAAUUAGCUCUUUAAAUAAGCUUAAAAAAGGAAGCAGUCGGAAGAUGACGUUAAAGUUUUUGUCACGAAAAUAAAUAUAAUUUCAGUUAGACCUUUGUUCUCAAGACGUUAGACAGGCAGUAUGUGCUACCAGAUUUAAGUUAAAUGCAACCAUAUCAAGUUUACACUUACCGAUAAGUCAAUCCCGGAAACAGAAACUUUUCUAUGUAAGUUAAUCCUACUAUGAGUUAGUUGUCUUCUGUUUGACUUAAAGUUUAUUUAUCUUUUCAGGGCUUCAAAUAUAUUUAUGUCACUCCCAGUGACUUCAAAAAGGUGAGAGUGGUGUCAUGAUUUUCGUUCUGGUGUUUCAUUUUCUUAAACUGCUUACCUGUAUUUAGGGAGCGAGAAUCGUUUUGUGCUCUUGUACGCUGACCCAUUCUUAUCUUUCCAAACACUCCUAGAAGGAAGAAAUAUAACUACCUGUUUUAUGCCUAGUUACAGAGCAUUGGUAGCACUAAUCGGAAGGUCUUUGGUUCGGCUUGGGCUUCGGCUUCGGCCUCUGUCGGAGGUACUCGGAAGUCAGUUCUAUUUGCCGAAUUUCCCUCUCCACUGACUGACAAAGAGAGUUUCCUCCUUAGCUCUAGAUACCUAUCGUUCAGCAGUUUCUAUUGAAACGUGAUGUGAUCAUGUUUUAUCAUUCCAGCUGAGUGCCACAAACUCCAUGCAUGCUGAACUGAUUGAAGAUGACGGCGAGUCCCGAUACAAAGUCACUGACAUCAUAGGUGAGCAUUAAUCACACUGCAUUGUAAUGAAUAAGUGUGAAGAGUCCUCUUCAAGCCAUUAGAAGUCAUACAUCUCUAUAAUCAAUUAUCAUGAACUUUUCCUCCGAGGUUUUAUCUCAUUAGUUAUUUACAUACUCUCUGCAGGACGUGAUGAUGGUAUCGGAGUGGAAAAUCUAAAAGGGUCUGGCAUGAUCGCCGGAGAGAUGUCCGCUGCUUACGAUGAUAUCGUGACCAUGAGUCUUGUAAGUAGCUGUUCAUUGUAAUGAUUUUGAAAAUUCGAGAACUGUUGGAGAUCGAUCGGAAAAAUAUUUCAAAACUGUGCGUUUUCUCAAUCGAAAUGUUUGUUGACUGAUCAGUUUGAAUGAAGAACUUUUACAAUCCUCAGCAACCGAGCAAUGAAGACAAAAAUGAUAGAACUUAAAGCAUAAGGUGGCCGAAUCUGACGAUCUUGUUUUAUGUUAUUACUCAGUCCAUGCAUUGAGUUCGCGUGCUACUUGGUAAACAGUUUUCUUAAAGCGAUUGGGUUACAAAAACUAUCCCCUGUACCCAAAUGUUAACAUGAUAAAUACGAGAUCGCCUUACCUCUUUUAAGUUGUGUUUUCCCCUUUUGUAGGUUACGUGCCGUGCUGUUGGUAUUGGUUCUUACCUCGUUCGUCUUGGUCAGAGGGUUAUUCAAGUAGAGAAUGCGCAUGUUAUACUCACGGGAUCUGGAGCACUAAACAAGGUAGAGACCUUUUAAGUCUAAGCUUGAAAUUUUUUUUUGUUCCCUCAGUUAUCAAAAAAAUGACAGAAACCUUGGCGGAUAAUACUGUUUCGUUUAUUUAAUAGAUAUUUCCUCUCUUAGGUCCUUGGUCGCCAGGUUUAUACGUCAAACCUUCAGCUGGGAGGACCUCAGAUUAUGCACAAUAAUGGUGUGUUGAUACGCGCAUUUUUGUGAGAUGUAGAUAGAAACGGCAGGGGUUUUUUUUUUUAAUCACAGUCUAACAUUGCACAUUGUGUUCUUAGUUGCAGAGCCGAAUUUGCUAUAUCCGCCGUCACUCAUUAUUUUAUUAAUGCAGAAAAUAACACAUUUGAUCUAAAUCCUCCAGCCAGAACUAAGUAACAAAACCUUCGAAACCCUUUAAGCCCAUGUUUCCUGACAGAUCCACGAGACGAUUUGCAACUGCGUGGAAAGCAUUUCUAACAACGAAUCUACGUUUCCAAAGGGCUUAUUUUGUUCUGAAACUUAUUUAAGGGCUUAUUUUAAGUCUCUUUUCUUGAGAUGGAGGAGGAGGCAGUGUGGCCGAGUGGUUAAGGCGUUGAACCUGUCAUCUGGUGGUCCCGGGUUCAAGCUCUCCACCCUGCUGCUCACUGGGUUUGUUGUCGAUUGCUCCGAGUUCAUCUCCUUGGCUGAGCUCUGACACCGACCAGUUGGCAUUUUUAAAUGCUAUGUUUAAUUAUCUUGUUUGUGUCAAUAUGUUUUUACGUCAACUAAUGUUGUUAUUCAUAGAUUGUUAUUAUGAUUGGGAUUUACUCCUGACGUUGUAUAACAGGGGACAACAGCCCCCUUAUACUUGAAGUGGUACAGUCGCUAAAUUCCUAUAACUGAAUCUAUGCCUACGCUCUCUACAGGCGUGACUCACAUGGUAGUUGCCGACGAUUUUGGAGGAAUUUCCGCUAUCGUGCAGUGGCUUUCGUAUGUUCCUAAGGUAAGUAUAUCAAAAAUGCAACAAUUCUCGUUGACAACUUUGCUGAAAAAACUCAAUUUCUUUAUUUUUUAUUUUUUGUAUUUUUGCAUCUUGUCAUUUUGUUGUUUGUAUUUAGUGCAAAAAUGGUCCUCUGCCGAUCCUAAAGACGAGUGAUCCUGUUGAGAGAGAAAUUGAGUUUGUCCCACCCAAGACACCAUAUGAUCCUCGGCACUUGAUCUGUGGAGCACCACAUCCCGGUAGGUACUUUAAAGUUUAAAGUGUUCAGAUUCAUGAAUUUAAUCCUAGUCACUGAAGAAGCGUUUGCUCUCUGCUUGUCCGUUCAACCUCGCGCGAUUUUGAUAGAUGUAAAGCAAAAAUUUUUCCAGCUUUAAAACAGAGAACAAUGACUUUAUCUAUUUGUAUAUUUUUGGUUAUGUGGUUAUAUUUUAUAUACUAUUUGUUUAUGGGUCGUCAUGGUUGUGGAACGAAACAUAAGUUAGCACAUCAAGGGUUUAACCAACGGAGUGUGCAAUGGUUUGCCGUAGGAUAGAGUCAGCUAUUCAUUGUACUUUACUGUUACAUGAAUUACAAGCCAAAAAUAAAAAAUAAACCACUUUCGUGUGUCUUGAUGUAUCAUGUAUCAUUGAGUUUCGCGAGGGCGUUCUUUGCGUCGUUGAAAGCGUCUAUGUAACUUUCCUACAAGAGCUAUUGACUUUGUUGACUACUCUGUUUUGUAGAAAAUGAGGAUGUCUGGCUUAGUGGCUUCUUUGAUAAUGGUUCCUUUGUGGAAACUUUAGACGGUUGGGCAAAGACUGUCGUGUGUGGAAGAGCAAGGUAAGCUAAGUGACGAGUGAUCUGUUUUUGUUGUUUGUUAGUGAGGCCAUUUGUUAUCUUCGACCAAGUUUCAUUUUUUCGUAAUAUUUACUGUUUAUGUAGGCUGGGUGGUAUCCCAAUGGGAGUGAUAACUGUCGAAACCAGAGCAGUUGAAGUUGUUAUUCCUGCAGAUCCUGGCAAUCCUGAUUCCGACACCAAGGUAUGAACGCACUUCCUCUGUGUUAAUCCUGAAAUACUGGCUCGGUCAACAGGUCUACUCUUUUUUUCAGUAUUCCUUUCAUAUGGCGUCUCCAAAGAAUUGAACACCACUCGGUGUUAAUUUAUUGUUUGCAACUAAUGCCACAACAAGAGAGGGGAUUGAAAAGUCGGCAUGUCAGGAAAGGCUUCAGAAUUUUACCCACUGACUAAUAUAUCUAAAAUAUUAAAUGCGCAUCUUCAUUUUUGGGAGAGGUAUUUAUUAUGAGAGAGGAUCAUCUUAAUUGUUACCUAGGGACACGACAGAAGAAGUUUAGCAGGCAAGGAAUACUCAAUGAAAUAGUUAUUCCUUUCAUCACUGUUAUCUCCAUUCAUUUCAGAUUCACGCCCAAGCAGGGCAAGUGUGGUACCCAGAUUCUGCCUACAAAACUGCGCAAGCCAUCCGUGACUUCAACAAAGAGCAACUCCCUUUGAUGAUUUUUGCCAACUGGAGAGGAUUUUCGGGAGGUAGGGGGGGACUCGUUAAGAUAUCAUUAUUUAAUUCUCCUCUGUACUUAAAGCAGCUGAACUAUCGUAUUUGUCCAUUGGUUAGUUCACGUUUCAUUUUUAACCUUCCUUGCAGAGAAUGACUUGACGUACAAACACUCGUGUUCGAAUAUAAACAAUCUGGUGAUAUGGUUCAUAUUAGAUAAUCUCUUUGAUUUAAGUGUAUGAUGAUGCUGCGUCGGGCACUUAACUUCCACAUCUGAUACGUCUUGCAGAUAAUUAACAACUAUUCACCGAAGUGUAGGUGGUUAGUGGUGGAUAUUUACUAAGUCACGAAGCGGCGAGGUAAACAUCCAUCUCCAGCCACCGUCUCUGAGCUGAAAAGUUCUUGUAACACAUCAUUUAUUCCUUUAACGAUUACUAUUUUUUCGGGGUGCAAAUCCAGCGCGAAUUGCUGAGAGGUGAAUAGCAAAGGAGUUUGAAUAGCCAAUCAAAGCGCGCCUUUAACGCUAUCCACUGUUUCAGUAGACACUAAUGAAAGAUAUCAGAGAGGUCGUGGAUGAAUAGAAUUGGAUAAUAUUAUAUUGACAGGAAGAAGACAGAGGUGAAAUUCUUUUUGGAGCCAAUUUUUGUAGAGAACUGUUCCUCUGACAAUUAAGAUAUUCCCAUGAUCAAUAACAGAUUCUAUUUCUUUAACAACUCCUAGGAAUGAAGGACAUGUACGAACAAGUGUUGAAGUAUGGCGCCUAUAUUGUCGACGCACUGCGAGAAUAUGAACAGCCAGUGUUUAUUUACCUCCCGCCAAAUGGAGAACUUCGGGGAGGAGCAUGGGUCGUAGUGGAUCCAACAAUCAACCCUGAUAUGAUGGAGAUGUACGCUGACCAAGAAAGCAGGUAAGAUGACCUUGAAAACUCGUAUAAAAUAACAUUGCUAUGCUUUAACUUUUUCUUACGGCAACUGUAUACACUGAGUCAAAUUACGAGCCACAAGGCUUAUACCGUUAGUGCUUUUACCCCGGGUUCAUUGGCAUGAGGCGACUUGGUUUAUACUUCGACCUUACAUUUCUGAAAUUUUCCCUGAAGGUCUCUUGUAUCUAUUUAAACUACUGGGUGGAGAUAGGCACUGAUAGAGGAAAGGGUCUUUCCAAAUAACACAACACACUGUCCCGAUCAAGUUUCAAACUCACUCCUUACCGCUUUCCGGCCAACAGGAGUACAUAAUACGCUUUUUCUAGUGAAUUUCUAUCGACAGAAAGGUAUCAAAUUAUUAAUAUUUUGCUCCUGCGGCCUGCACUCUGAGAAAAAAGUUAUAUAAAACUACAACGCAAUACUUCAGACGAAAGGCUUGAAAUACUUCGUCGACGGGUGGUAAAUAGAUUCAUGGCCAGGACCUUUUAUAUAUGUACGCAAUAAGAACAGAACACACAAGACACUCUGUUUUAUCUUUUUCGUCUCGCAGAGGUGGAGUACUUGAACCUGCCGGUACAGUGGAAAUCAAGUUCCGACGUAAGGAUCUUGUAAAAGCCAUGCACAGAUUGGAUGCCAAAUGCCAAGAGAUCGCGCAGGCUCUCGCAUCAGCAGGUAAUAAACUCGCUUGAUUUUGGGGGGGGGCGGCGGCUUGUAAGAGGUGAAAGUAACACAAGAAGGAGUUCACUUAAAGGCGGCUCUGCCAGCCGAAAUUAAAAGUAUACCCGACGGUUCAGGUCAGGGAAUCAUAAUUUAUGUACUCCAAAAGGAGAUAUAUUUUCGUAACUUCAACGAGGCACACUCGAGUCAACUAACGACCUUAAAAACCUCUGCCUCAGCACACCUGUACAGAUUUGCGGAAUCCCAUCCCGUUUUUGAAAGCACUUGACGUUUCGAAAUCUCGUUAAUUUUAGCUGAGCGACUUUGUUUCAGAGUUACCAGUCAAAGAACGUAAAACACUGGAGAGGCAGCAGAAGGAACGAGAGGAACUGUUACUACCCAUUUAUCAACAGGUAUGGUGAACUUGAAUGAGAUCCUAGUCAAGUAAUAUCAUGCAGAUAUUGACUUAAAGUAGGAAAAGUACGUAUGUGUUAUCAUUGUAAACUUUUAGUCAAGACUUUCAUGCAAGAAACAGGCCAAUCAAUGUUGACAUAGGCCAUCCAGGGUGAAAAAUCGAGUGCUGAAGAAAACCGAGAUAUCCGUCAAUCAAUUACGUUUAGUUAUGGAUAGUGAUAAAAGGUUGGGAUCUGUUGUGCAUUAAGUAAUCAUCUACAUCACGAGUUCUUAAUUUGAUCUUUGUACUUCCCGUUCACAGAUUUCAGUUGAGUUUGCUGAUCUUCAUGAUACUCCAGGGCGUAUGCAAGAAAAGGGAGUCAUCUCCGUAAGUUCAUUUUAAUUGCUGGUCGUCCCAAUUUCAGUCGUUUCGCAUUUCGUCACCGUCGUUAUUAUCGUCGUCUGUGCCAACUGCUAAACGGAAGAAGCAUUCAAACAAUGCAUAGUUUGAAUGUCCUUUUCCCCCUUUCCAAAAAAUAAACAGAGCCAAGCGAGCUAUUAAUUAAAAAAUGCUUAGGGUUGGGUGGGUCGAAACUGGAUUAAAGGUACGUAACCCUAACCUGUUGUGGCUCAAAGUACUCGGCCCUGAUGCGAAAAAAAAAAAAAAUUCGAUUCAACUUUUGAGUUCAUUCCCUGUUAGAAUAUAACAUUUGUGACUUUCUUUCACUUUCUAGGAAGUUCUCAAGUGGAAGGAGUCCCGCCAGUUCUUUUACUGGCGCCUAAGGCGAAUUUUGAUGACCAGAGACGCUAAAAAGAAGAUCAGGAAGGCUAAUCCGUAAGAAAUCAGUGCAGUUACUUCUGAGCACAAAAUGCGAUAACAUUCGUAAAGUCAAUUUUUUUUGUUUUGCUUUUCAUAGCGAUAUUUCAAGCCCUCAGCUCUGCUCCAUGUUGGAAAGAUUGUUUCUAGAGGCACACGGGAACACCAAGGUAAACAUCCCUUUUUGAACUUUGUACCAACAUUAACUCAUUGAUUUUGUCCACUUAAAAACUUUUGACUCGGUGCACAUCGUCAGUGGAACUGUUUCCUUCUCCCUUGUUUGAAAGAAAGUAAUCUGUUCUCUCGUAAAUGUAUUCUCUGUUCUUCUUAUGCUGCAGUCUUACUUGUGGAAUGACAACAAAUCAGUUGUGGAGUGGUUGGAGAAGGAAGCGAGUCUAAAUGAACACUCUGUCAUUGACGAAAAUGUGAAGUGGAUAAGUAGGGAUUGGAUCCUAAGACAGAUUAAGACGUAAGUAUCCCUUCAAAAUCGUUCUUUCCUUCUAUGCCAUGAGCGUAAACAUUCAACCCGGUCAUUGUCUGAAAAGAAAGAGACCAGAGAUCGUUCUCAAAUAUCAGUCGUAACGAAGAAACUAGAGAGUAUACCACGGCAUGAGAAAUAUUGGAAAAAAAUGUCUAUAAAAAUGAGAUUCUGAACCUUGCAUAUCGGAUUCGGAAUGUUGUAACGUUUAUUUGUAUCACCCCUUCACACCCUAACGUCAGAGUACAUAUUCCCUGCACCACUGUGUACACAUUUUCUAUGAUACCGACAAAGAGAAUUUGUAUUUAACAGUCAAGAGUUCCUUCAGUUGAGGGUCAUUUCCUACUAUUUGUAGAAAAUUUUUAUCAUGUCACGAUUUUGAUGCUUGGUAGGUAAGAGCUUCUAUUUCAUCCACUGUAGACUUGUACAAGAAAAUCCUGAAGUUGCAAUGGACUCUAUUGUACACAUUACCCAGCAAAUGACUGCUGCCAAACGUGCGCAGGUUUCCAAGAUUUUGGCUGCCAUGGACUCUGGUAGUACUGUGGAUAAUUCAAAUGGCGAGUCUGCCAGCUAAAACGCAAAUUUUGAUUUGACUCCAACUUGACAUGACUGUAGCAUGUAAAUAGUCGAUUGUGUAGGGGAAAUAUUUUUUUUAAGAGACAGAACUUCGUCAACUCUUUCUCUUACUUAUCGCGAACAAAUUUUCAAACUUUGAUGAGAUUUCCCCCCAUGUGAAAGUCAUUUUACCAAAGUUACUUUGAUUUCCAGGCACUUUGAUUCGUACUUAGAUACUAGUACCAGGAACAUAGAAAGGUAAUGCAAUUCAUUCACCUGGAUAACAAAAAGUAUUUCUGCAGAAAGUCGAACAGUAAAUGCAAGUAUUAUCAUUGUGUGGUUUUUGCUUUUAAAGAGUACUCCCACACGCGAUUACCCUCAAACCUCUCCGUGGAAUUUGAGUUGACGGAGUUCUGCAGUUUACGUUAUAACGUCCAUUUUGGUAACAUAUCGCAUGCUUUGUCGCUAAAAAAAAAAGAUAUCUUGCCUCGAAAAGGUAUAAAUAAGAACAAAAAAUUGAAUGUUUUCCUCAAGUGAACGAAGAGAGAGGUUGCUUUUAGAGGGAACGAGUACUAGUAUAUUUAAAAAAACAAAUUUGUCUUAAGGCAAAUAUUUAAUAUUCGCAGUGGAGUAGUUUUUCUCCAGUAGGUUGCUAUUAAAUCUCGUGCCUCUUAAAGUUUCUUCAAACUUAUCAGUGUAACUGACAUAAAGAUCUUGAUGUUGACAAAGAUGGGAUAUUUCUAAUGAGGCUGGGAGUCAGGCUUAUCGGAAUGCUACCGUAUUAAAAUACUGAAGUGGCUGAUAACUCGAUACCAGGAGGCUGAUAGGAAUAAUGUGCCUUCCCUGUGUUACCAUAUGGUCUAAAUGAUGAUUAUAGUUGAAAGUGAUAAAAUUGCCAUAAGAAAGUUGUUUAAUUGAGGGAUGACAAACUCGAUAGGUUUAUAUUUAUAAUGAUGUGAUUCUUUUUUUUUCCCAAGCUGUGUGGUUCAGAUUGUAUUCUAUGAUUUUGAAAUGAUAUUUUCUUUUACGUUGAAUUAAAUUUAAAGGUAGUUCUCUUUUGUCAAUUCACUUAAUUCAGCUUAGUGCGCCAUUCAAUCUCAAAGAAUGAUAGUUAAGAAAAUCAAUCAAUAAAUAAAAACGUGAAUUAAAUUUUCCUGAUUAUGUUUUUUCAUUUUCAAGGUUUUGUACAAGUAGAUUUUGAAGAAUUUCACUCAAGCAGUGAUUUUACAAAAAAAAAUUGUUAUUAAAUCGACCAUGAUCAUAAUUUUUUAUUCCUUAAUACCAUCAAUCAGUUUGCUUUGUUGACCCAUUCGUUUAGUAAAUAUUAGAUGUACUGAAAAUGAAC